AUGCCUCGACUUUGGGGGGAGCUUGUCGAAAAAUACAACCAUACUUUGAUCGAAAUUAUUGGGACUUUAACGAUCCAGGUGCUUUUUUGGUGGAUCCCUUCUGCCAUCUAUGUAUCCCUCGAUUUCAUAGCGCCAUCAUUUGCUGAGAGGCACAAAAUUCAACCUUCAGAAAAACAGCCAACUGCUGCGGUUGUUGGACAUGCCGUUGCAAUAUCAUUGAGGAAUCAGCUCCUCAUAAUCGCCAUUCAAAUUUCCCUUGCUAUUCUGGCUGUUUUGUCAGAUACACCGUCCCGCUUCCAGAUCACCACGACCCUCCCCACAGCAACAUCCUUCAUAUACGACAUUUCAAUCUGUAUUGUUUCGCGCGAAAUACUAUUCUACUACUCUCAUCGUCUUUUUCAUAUUCCCUACUUUUACCGCCGCAUCCACAAGGUCCACCACAAGUUCAAGGCGCCGGUGUCAUUCGCGUCUCAGUACGCACACCCAAUUGAGCAUAUCGUGGCAAAUGUUCUACCCAUUGCACUACCCCCUGCGGCGCUAGGCACUCAUAUCGUCACUAUGUGGGCAUUUCUCGCCUUCGAACUGCUUGAGACGGCGACAGUGCACAGUGGCUACGACUUCUUUGGAGGUGCAGCAUGGCGUCAUGAUCGCCAUCACGAGCGAUUUGAUGUAAACUUUGGAGGAAUGCCAUGGUUGGAUUAUAUUCACGGCACUGGCGAAAAGAGUGCAGAGUCUACUGUGAAAGAGGACUAA
Ilyonectria robusta is the source of this 753-nucleotide messenger RNA. RefSeq names its product fatty acid hydroxylase. Bases 1 to 753 code for a protein of 250 amino acids. Gene Ontology annotation, molecular function: C-4 methylsterol oxidase activity; iron ion binding. NCBI's taxonomy places the organism in Eukaryota, Fungi, Ascomycota, Sordariomycetes, Hypocreales, Nectriaceae. Gene Ontology annotation, biological process: ergosterol biosynthetic process. The record is from RefSeq and is a predicted model, not a curated record. The transcript has a single exon.